This is a messenger RNA of Rhodofomes roseus, 942 nucleotides long. RefSeq lists its product as uncharacterized. Bases 1 to 942 code for a protein of 313 amino acids. Lineage: Eukaryota; Fungi; Basidiomycota; Agaricomycetes; Polyporales; Fomitopsidaceae. Gene Ontology annotation, biological process: nucleoside metabolic process. Gene Ontology annotation, molecular function: purine-nucleoside phosphorylase activity. The record is from RefSeq and is a predicted model, not a curated record. Gene Ontology annotation, cellular component: cytoplasm. The transcript is spliced from 6 exons.
AUGUCGACUGUGGCACAGGGCCAAACCGCUCCGUUCGCGGGUACUCUCGAUGUGCUCUCUCGCAUCCUACCCGCCAACCUACUCAAACCCCGCGUCGCCAUCGUCUGCGGGUCGGGUCUGUCGACACUGGCGAGCAGUCUGCGUGAUGUAGUCGAGGUGCCGUAUUCCUCGCUGGAAGGGUUUGGAAAAAGCACAGUCGAGGGUCACCGGAGUGCUCUGGCAUUCGGUCUGAUAGGGGAGGGUAAGGGCAUCCCAGUGGUUGCGAUGCUCGGGCGGUUCCACCCAUAUGAAGGGCAUUCACUCUCUACCGUCGUGUAUCCCAUUCGUGUCCUAGCACGACUAGGCGUUCGCGAUAUCAUCAUCACAAACGCGGCGGGUGCGCUCAACCCGAACCUAGAUGUCGGCACCAUUGUGUCCAUACAAGACCAUCUCGCACUCCCCAACCUCACCGGCUUCAAUCCCCUCCUCGGGCCCGCGCGCCCAAACUACCCGCGCUUCCUCCCGCUCUCCACCGCCUACUCGCGGCCGCUCCGGCGACUCGUCUUCCUCGCUGCGCACGCGCUUGGGCUCCCGCGCGACGCGUUGGCGGAAGGCACGUACGCGUGGGUGAGCGGCCCGACGUACGAGACGCCCGCGGAGGGCCGCUAUAUGCGCGCGGCGGGCGCGGACGUCAUCGGUAUGAGCACCGUACCCGAGGUGCUCGCUGCGCGCGAGGAGGGCGUGAACGUGUGUGUGCUGAGUUUGGUCACGAAUAAGGUCGUCAUCCCGGAAUAUGAGAGUGUCAGGGAGGCUGUCGAGGCAGAGCUCGCGGGACGGACGGUAGAGCAGGCGCCGGAGGCGGAGUUAUCCCAUGAGGAGGUGCUGUCGGUGGGUCAACAGAAGGCGGGGGUGAUGAAGGCUUUAGUAGCUAAGCUCAUAGAGCUCAUUGCGGCUGAGCAGUGA